Messenger RNA from Psilocybe cubensis, 696 nucleotides. RefSeq lists its product as uncharacterized. The transcript is spliced from 5 exons. NCBI's taxonomy places the organism in Eukaryota, Fungi, Basidiomycota, Agaricomycetes, Agaricales, Agrocybaceae. The record is from RefSeq and is a predicted model, not a curated record. Bases 1 to 696 code for a protein of 231 amino acids.
AUGUCCGAAAUCGCAGAAAACUUGGGAAUCAACACUCCGAACCAGUCUGUGCACGGAGAGACUCACGGCGAUCAAUCGCAGAAGCAAUCUCAAACCGACAAGGAGCUUGCUUUGCGCCUUUCUUCGCUCAUCGAGGAUGCCAACUCUCGAGUCACACCGUUGUGCCGCAUGAUUCGAAAGAACAUUGAAAACUUUGAAUCGCAAAAGGAAGACGACCGCGACGAGCAGGCGCUGGUCAAGCAGGUUCGCCCACUCCUUGAGCAAGCGGAGAAGAUCUUAAACGAGACCAACGGCGCCGUCAGAGGUGCAGACCCCGACAACCGUCUCUCUAACAAUGCCAAACGCAACAUGCAAGACCACAAAGCUACGCCAGAGGAACAACGCCUUGCUGAAGCUCUCAAAGUGAUGGUUGAAGAAGUCGGAGGAACGAUCGAAUGGGCUCGAGACAAACUCAACAACUUCCCCAAAGCAAAGAGAGACCUUGGACCUUUGCUAGAUGCCUUGGGCCAGCCAUUGACUCAGAUUGUUGGAGGCGUUGGUCUUCUUUUGGCCGGUGUCCUUAACCUCGUUGGAAAUCUUCUCAAGGGUCUUGGCCUCGACGGUUUAUUGCGAGGAAUUGUCGCUGCCACUGGCCUUGACAAAAUAUACAAGGGACUUGGUCUAGGAAACUGGCUUAGCAUGGGAAGCAAAAAUUAG